Phycodurus eques (leafy seadragon) is the source of this 3012-nucleotide messenger RNA. RefSeq names its product methylcrotonyl-CoA carboxylase subunit (gene mccc1). Gene Ontology annotation, molecular function: ATP binding; methylcrotonoyl-CoA carboxylase activity; metal ion binding. Lineage: Eukaryota; Metazoa; Chordata; Actinopteri; Syngnathiformes; Syngnathidae. The record is from RefSeq and is a predicted model, not a curated record. Bases 241 to 2388 code for a protein of 715 amino acids. Gene Ontology annotation, cellular component: mitochondrion. The transcript is spliced from 19 exons.
UUGUGCUGUUUUUAAGCGCGAAAGACUUAUAUAUGACGCAGUUACGCUUUUAGAUGUUUAUCAAAGGUUAAGCUGUACUUAAAAACGCUGACAAAGUGUAAUUUGCAAAUAUUCGAAAUUCACUUCGCCUUUUUCCACAGACCCGUGUGUGCGCGCGCGCGCGCGUGCGUGUGUGUGUCUUAGUCAGUGAGCUAGCUCGCUAGCUCGCUAUUUUGCAGCCAGCCGUCCAAGCUGACAGCUAUGGCUGCAGUCAUCCUACAUUUCCCAACUCUGCACGGGCUAAGGAUAUUCACACAAAAAUUGUUAUGGACCAAAAGAGGAGUGAGACUUGUUUCCGGAGGGGUGGGAAGGAUAGAGAAGGUGCUGAUAGCCAAUCGAGGGGAGAUCGCCUGUCGAAUAAUGCGUACAGCAAAGAAGAUGGGUGUCCGCUCCGUGGCUGUAUACAGUGAUGCCGACCGACACUCUAUGCAUGUUGCCAUGGCAGAUGAAGCCUACCACAUUGGGCCACCUGCCUCCCAGCAGAGUUACCUCAGCAUGGAGAAAGUUUUAGAAGUGGCCAAAAAGUCUGGAUCACACGCAGUCCACCCUGGGUAUGGCUUUCUGUCUGAAAACACAGAGUUUGCUGAGGCUUGUAAACAGAAUGGAAUCAUCUUCAUUGGGCCACCGUCCUCUGCCAUCCGGGACAUGGGCAUUAAGAGUACUUCCAAACACAUCAUGUCAGCUGCAGGGGUGCCAAUCAUUGGAGGAUACCAUGGAGAUGACCAGUCAAACGACAGACUGCAAGCAGAGGCUGAAAAGAUCGGCUACCCUGUGAUGAUUAAGGCAGUCCGUGGAGGGGGCGGCAAGGGGAUGCGCAUUGCACGGUCCGACUCGGACUUCUUGGAACAGCUAGAGUCUGCAAGACGAGAAGCCAGGAAAUCAUUUAAUGAUGAUGUUAUGCUGGUUGAGAAGUUUGUGGAAGAUCCCAGACAUGUGGAAGUUCAGGUGUUUGGGGACAUGCACGGGAAUGCUGUAUACCUUUUUGAGAGGGACUGCAGUGUCCAGAGGAGACAUCAGAAGAUCAUUGAGGAAGCACCAGGACCUGGAAUCAGUGCUGAGGUUCGGAGGAAACUUGGAGAAGCAGCCGUGAGAGCAGCUGAAGCUGUCAACUAUGUAGGAGCAGGUACAGUUGAGUUCAUCAUGGAUGCCCAGCAUAACUUCUACUUCAUGGAGAUGAACACCAGGCUGCAGGUGGAGCAUCCUGUCUCUGAGAUGAUCACUGGCACAGACCUGGUGGAGUGGCAGCUCAGGGUGGCAGCAGGGGAGCGCCUACCUCUCCUUCAAGAUGACAUCGUGCUAAGCGGUCAUUCUUUUGAGGCCCGAAUUUAUGCUGAGGAUCCAAACAAUGAUUUCCUCCCGGGGGCGGGACCUCUACUACAUCUGUCCACCCCUCCACCAGACCAGCACACUCGCAUUGAAACUGGAGUCAGAGAAGGAGAUGAGGUGUCUGCUCAUUAUGAUCCGAUGAUAGCGAAGCUUGUGGUGUGGGGGGAGGACCGCUGUGCUGCCUUAAAGAAGCUGCGCUACUGCUUAAGGCAAUACAAUAUUGUGGGUCUGAGCACCAACAUCGACUUCCUGCUGAGUCUCUCGGGGCACCCGGAGUUUGAGGUGGGAAAUGUGAGCACCGGCUUCAUCCCUCAGCACUACGCCGACCUCUUCCCCACACAGAGAGCUCCCUCCGGGGCGACUGUCUGUCAGGCGGCCUUGGGCUUGGUGCUCCAGGAGAGGAAACGCACAAAGGACUUCACAUACACCUCCACAGAUCCUUUCUCGCCAUUUGGCUCUAGUAGCGCCUGGAGGCUGAACACGCAGUUUCACAGGAGCAUGCCGCUGCAGCUGGGAGACAAGAAGGUUGAGGUGGUUGUCACAUACAACAAGGAUGGGAGCUACACAAUGCAGUUGGGCGACGAGUUAUUCCAUGUGACAGGGGAGGUGGAGAUGGAGGGCGGAGCUUCUUUUCUGCGCUGUUCCAUCGACGGUGUCAAGUCUCGACCCAAAGUGGUGAUCCUGGACAACACCGUUCACCUGUUCGCCACGGAGGGGCGCUCUGACGUGUCUGUUCCAGUUCCAAAGUAUCUCGCUGCUGUGAGUGGAUCUAGCGCUCAGGGUGGCGCCGUGGCCCCCAUGACUGGAACUAUUGAGAAGGUGCUGGUGAAGGCGGGCGACAAAGUGAAGGUUGGUGACCCUCUGAUGGUCAUGAUUGCCAUGAAGAUGGAGCACAUCAUUCGGGCGCCCAAGUCAGGUGUGAUUGGAAAAGUCUUCUUCAGUGAAGGGUCUCAGGCCAAUCGACACGCUCCGUUGGUGGAACUGGAAGAAGAGGGCGGGGCUGACCUGGAGGGUGCCGAGUAGUUGAGCGGAAAGCCACAGACCUGGUCAGGUUCAGUCUGGAAUGGUUGGGAGUCUCUUUUUAACUUGGAAGCUCAAAAUGGGGGUUUUGGAAUUACUUGAGAUUCAAGUAGAAAUGAAGGCUAAAAAGCAUCACAUCCUCAAGAGACAGUGGCCUUUCUUUCCACUCUGCUGCCUUUAUUACAUCUUUGAGUCUGGGUAAUUUACUGAAAAAACAGAGUCUGGCUAAUUGUAGUAUCACAAUUUUGUGUCUGACUGCAAGUGAGGAAUUACCAGAAUGCUGGCACAACUGCACAAUAAUUGAAAUAGUUACUGAUGAGUGAGGAAGAUUUGUCAUUCACAUUAAUGCAAGUUGACAGCCCAAAUGCUAGUGUGUACAUUGCGAUUAAUAAAUGUCUGUUCUGCAAAUGAAAAUGAACUUUCAGUCAAGCUAUCACCACACUCCUCAUCAAAAUGUGUUUUUUCUAAAAUAUGUUUUUUGAAUCAAUCAGAACUGUAUCCCUACACUACAGAAUGUUACAGUGGAGAAAUCCUCAUGUCAGUAGUUUUUAGCUUGUGUUAACUUUUAAAAGCAAAGGGUGCAAAUGUCUCCUUUGUUACUGUUAAUAAAUUAGUCAUACAUGCAAA